Messenger RNA from Mycetomoellerius zeteki, 3212 nucleotides. RefSeq lists its product as uncharacterized. Bases 1 to 3135 code for a protein of 1044 amino acids. Gene Ontology annotation, biological process: cilium movement; cilium assembly. NCBI's taxonomy places the organism in Eukaryota, Metazoa, Arthropoda, Insecta, Hymenoptera, Formicidae. The record is from RefSeq and is a predicted model, not a curated record. Gene Ontology annotation, cellular component: extracellular exosome; motile cilium. The transcript is spliced from 22 exons. Gene Ontology annotation, molecular function: protein binding.
AUGGAAGAAUCUUUGAUUCAAGAUGAACCAAUUAAAAGGACCAUAAAAAUAGUUGUAGAUUCCAUUGAAAACAUUACGGUGAAAGAAGAGACUGGCAUAUCGUUUAUCGUGAUACAUAAUGACGUAGUGCUCGGAGAAAGUACUCCUCUCAUUAUCGAUCCGGGUUUCAAGGAACCGCCACAAAUUUAUGACGUCAAUUUCGGGGUCGAAUUUUUAUUUAUAGUUAAUGAUCGCAAUAGCAUGGAUCGAAUCGUAUCAACGCCGAUUUUAAUAAAGGUAAUAAGUGAUGUCCAAGAUCAACAUAUGUCUGAUUCCGGCAGAUCAGUUACGGAAUCCAAGCAGAAAGUAGCAGUGAUCUUUCCACAGCAAAUAUCAACAAACGUAAUUGGUUUUUGCACUCUCGAUCUAAUGCCGAUAUUGCUAGGUGAAAAAUUGCUCGUUGAAAGAUUAAUAGUGCAAAUGCCACAUCUUUCGUUUGAUGGCAAUGCGGUCUCGUGGCAAAAUCUUCCUUUGUUAAACGCGACAGUAAUAUACGAUGGAGGAGAGAUAUUUCCUUCUCAAGCAGAAAUUAAUUUCCUGAGUGUUACAGUGGAAAGUAUCUACAAUCCACCGAUUUUUUUUACCGAAGAUGCGGAUUAUAAAGGAGGCACGAUAAUAUAUGUUGACAAUGAGCUUCCGGAAAAUGUAAUAUUCGAAGACGGUAAAUGGACAAAAUACCGCGAUUUAGAAAGAACCAAACGAUGGCGAAGCUUAUCAAAGUUAAAGAGUCGCGCCAGAUUGUCGAAGUGGAAACUCGACUACGAUUACGCACAUAUAAAAAAUAUGCUCGACGUAGAAUUCGACUUACAGAAGAAAAUAUGUCAAGACGAACCUAGAAUCGAGUGGAACUUUAUGAAUCGCAGCAUAUUGCGUGAUGUGGGAAGCGAAAUGAUGAAGAAGCAUCUUGUCAAGUAUAAAUAUUGGCCAUUUAAAUUUAUGGUAAGCAAAAAGAGUGCGGAAAAGAGCAACCUUAAACAAAACGAAGAAGAAUUGAGUAAAUGUCAACUUUUUCAGUGUUACGUCGAUUUAUCAGAGCUUGUUUUUCCGGGAAUAAAAAGCACUCAUGUAAUUGCGCAAUUGUACACGUAUGAUGCAUCGAGUAUAGCUGAGAAGACUGGUUUGGAAAAAGAUAUUUUCUAUACAGAAUCAAAGAAGGGUUUCUUCAAAUUGGAUUUCGAAUAUUUGAUUCAGAUGGGUAUCGAAAUAACACAAAGUACCCCGUUAAUUUCGGAGACUGGCGAACCUGUGUUUGUCAUAAUCGAGGUCGAGCUUUUUUAUCCACUUGUCCCCUGUAGACUUGAAAAUGACUUUUCAGACAUAAUCGAGGAGAUGAUGAAGCCGAAAGUAACUAAGUCGCAUUACGUUUAUUCUCUCGAUUUAGCGGAGCAGCAAUACGCAACUUGUAUUCGGAAAAUAGUGGAGAUUAUUACGGAAAGCUACAGGGAUUUUCGUGACGAAAAAAAGCGGGAAACGUUAUCCGCAUUAAAAGAUCAGGAAGGUGAUUCUGAAAAGGUGGAUAAAACGAAGUACUGUUUCGCUCCUGAAGAGGAUGAGCUAACUUGUUUUACACAAUAUCUAUAUAAAACUGGCACGUACUUAAACAUACGCAGUACUUUGAAGCUAAAAGUGAUCACGUUGCUGGAUCAAAAAUUCAAGACAAACCUGAAUACCGUACACUCCAUUGACAGCCAGAAUUUUGUAGCAUCUGUAUACACAUAUCUUGUCGAACAAAUGCAUCUGGCCAUUAACAAGAUCGUUGAAAGCCGCCUUGAGGACGACGAUUCGCCGAGCAUUGCAAUACCUAAAAAAUUAUUCUUCUACGCUGAAGAGGCUUACGAAUUAGGUCAUGUAGAUGAUGCAAGACGACAUUAUCAGGCUGCAAUCGCGGCAGAUAAAAAUGAUGCCGAAGCGUGGACCAAAUAUGCAAUUUUUCUCUUAAAAAUUAGCGAUGCAGAGCGCGCAAGGGAGAGUUGCCGUGAAGCGAUUCUUUUGAACAAACGAGAUAAAUUCGCUUUAUUGACGUUCGGAUUGAUUCUCGCGGAAGAUCAAAGUUAUCGAGAAGCAGAAAUCUUUCUGAGAGCUGUUACUGAUUUUUAUCCUCGAUUUGUUGAAGGAUGGAUUAUCUUACAUCUUUUUUACACCCGCACAAAUUACAGCCCAGGAAUAGAUUUUGCGUUACGAAUAGCUGAAGAAUGCAUGAGAAACGGAGAUCUCGACGCGGAUAAAAAAGAGACGGAGAUCUCGAGCAAAGAUCCUCUCGCUUGGACAAUGAUUCACUGUCCACGAGACAACGUGUUUAUGAUAACAGCCACACUCCUACUAAAACUGCAUUUCUGCGACUUUGCUGACUUAGCGUUGGAGAAAGAAAUGUCUCGAGCAGGUAGAUCCACCCAUGUUCUAUAUUAUUUAGCCGUGCGAUGUUACUUAUCGAAGCAAUACGAAGAAGCUUUAUUGCACUUGAAAGAAGCCAAAAGUAUUUAUGGACUGGAUUACUCUAUAGAUAGUUUAAUGGGACACUGUCAUUUUCAAGAGGGUAAUUUCGCAGAUGCCAUUCAUUACUACGAGUUCGCUAAUUCAAUGUUCAACAGGCCGGAUGAUUUGCAUCUCGUGCAAACAAGAAUGGGACUGUAUUACGAAAACGCCGGUGAUUACGAAUGUGGAUUAAAAGUAUUCCUCACCGCAUGCAGAACUUCACCGACGGCAGAAACGUGGCUUGGCGCAGGAAUCGCCUUUUUUGAGCUGCAACGAUUCACGGAAGCCGAAGCGGCUUUAUCGGAGGCGAACCAGAUCGACAAUCGUAACGCGAUUGUUUGGAAAUAUCUAUGUCUGUUAAACAUGUCUUUACAACGUGAUGACGAAUUCGCUCAGUGUUACGAACAAAUCGCCCAAUGCAUUCUUGUUGUACUUUGUCUGCUUGAUGUAGCGAUAUUUACGAUGGUUAGCUGCAAUGAGUCAAGCAGUGCAAUGCGUCAUUUAGCUUUAAAAAAAGAUGAUGUUCCGCGGGUCAAAAUAAAGGUGUUUCGCGGUCCAACGCAGGAAGAGAAUGACGAAUAUUUCGCUACUUGGGGAUAUUGGAUUCAACAACCCAGCAGAUAAUGUCGAUGUGGCAGUUUUUCUAAUUUUACUUGCUGUCUAUCAUUUAUAUGUAACAAUGAAAUAAGUAUUUCUUCUUU